This is a messenger RNA of Racocetra fulgida, 789 nucleotides long. The record is from the annotation of a GenBank genome assembly. Lineage: Eukaryota; Fungi; Glomeromycota; Glomeromycetes; Diversisporales; Gigasporaceae.
AUGACAUUACAAGAUUUGACAAAUAUUCUUGAUACAUAUGCAUUUGAUACGAAACCUAAACGAGCAACAUCAUGUUUCUAUCUUAAAAACUUGUUAACAGCCACACUUACAUUACUUUAUGGUACACAAUCAUAUCCGCAUUAUCCAAUUCCACAAUUAAACGGAUUGAAUCCUUUAGUGUCAGCAGCACAUCAACUUUGUAUUUCGUGGAGAAACUUUAGUUUAAAACUUGAAACAGUUUUAACAAUACAAUAUAUUUCAACAUGGUCAAUUGAAGAAAUUCAUAUUUGGUGGAUACUUGCAAGAUUAAUUCAUCGAUCAAUUACAGAUUUUUCGAUAGUAUUUGGAUUACAUAAAGCCAUAUCAAAUCCAUCAGAUGAUUCAUUAGCAAAUCUUUUACGAAUUCUUGAACUAGCAAUAGCAAAUGAUUUAAUUUAUUCAAGUAAAAUUUAUAUUGAUCCCAAAGAAUUAAAUGGAGAAUUUCGACCUCGUACUAUGCAAGAAAUAGCCGGAGUUUUAUCAGUGAUUGAUGGAAAAGUUAAGCUUAAUUCAGUAAAAGAUUUUAAUUAUUUACUUGGAAUUGAAGAUUUUUCAACGAUGGAAUUUUCGGAUACAAAAGUUUUGGUGAAUAGUGUUGAAGUUACUAAAAUGAAAGAAACAAUUAUUUAUAUUCAACGAUCAAUUGAAAAUGUUGAAAAUAUCUUGUUACAAUUACAUUUAUUUAAUAAUGAGAAUGAUGAGAAUGAGGAUAAUAGUAAAACAUCUCUUAAUUUCGAAUAUUCUGUUUAA